GAACGGAGAAAGAUAGCCUAGGGAGGAGGUGUGGUGUCCAUAGCUUCGGGGUCAGAGGUGCUGCCUGCUGCAGCACCGAUGACACCCGAAGCCGUAAAUGGGUUGCUGGGGAAAAGGGGGGCAGAAUGGAAAGGGACAACAGGGGCAGAACGGAAAACGAUAGCCUGGGAAGGAGGUGUGGUGUCCAUAGCUUCGGGGUCAGAGGUGCUGCCUGCUGCAGCACCGAUGACACCCGAAGCCGUAAAUGGGGUGCUGGGGAAAUGGGGGGCAGAAUGGAAAGGGACAACAGGGGCAGAACGGAAAACGAUAGCCUGGGAAGGAGGUGUGGUGUCCAUAGCUUCGGGGUCAGAGGUGCUGCCUGCUGCAGCACCGAUGACACCCGAAGCCGUAAAUGGGGUGCUGGGGAAAAGGGGGGCAGAAUGGAAAGGGACAACAGGGGCAGAACGGAAAACGAUAGCCUGGGAAGGAGGUGUGGUGUCCAUAGCUUCGGGGUCAGAGGUGCUGCCUGCUGCAGCACCGAUGACACCCGAAGCCGUAAAUGGGGUGCUGGGGAAAAGGGGGGCAGAAUGGAAAGGGACAACAGGGGCAGAACGGAAAACGAUAGCCUGGGAAGGAGGUGUGGUGUCCAUAGCUUCGGGGUCAGAGGUGCUGCCUGCUGCAGCACCGAUGACACCCGAAGCCGUAAAUGGGGUGCUGGGGAAAUGAGGGGCAGAAUGGAAAGGGACAACAGGGGCAGAACGGAAAACGACAGCCUGGGAAGGAGGUGUGGUGUCCAUAGCUUCGGGGUCAGAGGUGCUGCCUGCUGCAGCACCGAUGACACCCGAAGCCGUAAAUGGGGUGCUGGGGAAAAGGGGGGCAGAAUGGAAAGGGACAACAGGGGCAGAACGGAAAACGAUAGCCUGGGGAGGAGGUGUGGUGUCCAUAGCUUCGGGGUCAGAGGUGCUGCCUGUUGCAGCACCGAUGACACCCGAAGCCGUAAAUGGGGUGCUGGGGAAAAGGGGGGCAGAAUGGAAAGGGACAACAGGGGCAGAACGGAAAACGAUAGCCUGGGAAGGAGGUGUGGUGUCCAUAGCUUCGGGGUCAGAGGUGCUGCCCGCUGCAGCACCGAUGACACCCGAAGCCGUAAAUGGGGUGCUGGGGAAAAGGGGGGCAGAAUGGAAAGGGACAACAGGGGCAGAACGGAAAACGAUAGCCUGGGAAGGAGGUGUGGUGUCCAUAGCUUCGGGGUCAGAGGUGCUGCCUGCUGCAGCACCGAUGACACCCGAAGCCGUAAAUAGGGUGCUGGGGAAAAGAGGGGCAGAAUGGAAAGGGACAACAGGGGCAGAACGGAAAACGAUAGCCUGGGAAGGAGGUGUGGUGUCCAUAGCUUUGGGGUGAGAUGGGCUGCCUGCCUGAUCUGAGAAAAGCGAGUGAAAGUGGGAGAGCUUCUCCCUAGCUGCUAAGUCUUCUCAAGGUCUAGCACGCACUGAACACUGGCCGGCUCAGCCUGGGUGUUGACAUUGUACUGUACGUGUCACAGAGCAAGGGCGGGUCAGGGGGUGGUAUGGGGGCCCCACACAAGCCCAGCCCCUGGAGAAACCCGGCCCGAGGGCAAAGAGCCCGACCCCUUGUGGGCUUUCUAGCGGCUGGGACUUGUCGCUGUGGGUGGCAGGUGUUUGGCACCGGAUGGGCCACCAUGUGGAGACUGUUGGGGACUGUGGAAGUCUUCUCCUCCAGAGCUCACCCUGCCUGGGCACCGGCUCUGCAGACCCCUCAGCCCUGGCUAUGUAUCGGCCAGCCCUUCCCCGCAACGGGGCCCAGAGGCCAGAGCCUGCCCAGAGCUGAGUGGAGGAGGCACCCAGAGUUUGCCAGGCUGUGGCCCGCCACCUCCGUGGACCUCCCCAGCUUGUCCGCGAGCCCUGGAGACAGGAGCGCCUUCUCCAGGGCUGCUGAGCUGCCAGCAUCACCAUGAGCCAGGCGGUGAAGGUUUCUGAGCAGGGGAUGCAGAGCCCUGACGCGACUGGAUGCUGCACCCCACGAUGUCCCUUCCUGGCAGCUCGAGAGAGGCUAUAUUCAUCUGUGUUAGUUAACACUGCUGUGUUUCCUGAACAUGCCUAGAAAACAUCCUGAAGAAGGGUGCCUGAAAUUUGACUUUCAGAAAUUAAAACUCAAGUUAAAAAGUGAGUGACGGGCUUCCCUGGUGGCUCAGUGGUUGAGAGUCCGCCUGCCGAUGCAGGGGAUACGGGUUCGUGCCCCGGUCCGGCAAGAUCCCACAUGCCGCGGAGCGGCUAGGCCCGUGAGCCAUGGCCGCUGAGCCUGCGCGUCCGGAGCCUGUGCUCCGCAACGGGAGAGGCCACAGCAGUGAGAGGCCCGUGUACCGCAAAAAAAAGAAAAGAAAAGAAAAGAAAUCACAAAGCCACAACAGACAUAAAAAUGAUACAGACAACAAGUGCUACGGUCAUUCAAAGAAGGCAUAGAGUUGAUACAACAAGGAUCUCCUCUACGGCACAGGGAACUGUACUCAAUAUUUUGUAAUAACUUAUAAGGGAAAAGAAUCUGAAAACGGAAUCACUGUGCUGUACACCUGAAACGGACACGACAUCGUAAAUCAACUAUAUUUCAAUUAAAAACCAAACAAACAGACAACAGCAACAACAAAAAACCAGAGAGGUCAUAGAAGUUCUUAUGAGAUUCCAGAAGAGAAGAGAAGCCAGAUGAGGACGGGAGAGGAGGCUUUUGAAUCAGUUCAGAGGAGAAGUCACAGAGGAACGAGUCUUUGAUCUGAACUUGAGAUUAAGAUUAAGAUGAAUUAAUCUGAAUUAAUUAAGAUUGCAACACAGGGAUAUUACAGAUGAAGGUAAUCACAUAAACUUACUCUACUGAAACUUGCAGAGGUUAUGAGUGUUGUUCAAGAUCCCAGAGCAAGUGCAUUGUGGAAUCAGAAUUUUAAGUGAGGCCUAAUGAACUAAAAACAAAGAAACACAGAAACAAGCCCUUCCUGUGACACCACGUUGCCUUUGAAGUCGUUUUUUUUUUGGCGGGUUGGCAGAAACUGGUUCCAGUGUUUCUUGCAGGAAUGACUGGCCAUAGGACUGGGCGUCGUAGCUUCCUGCCAGGCGGCCGAAGGUCGCAGGCAGGUGGGUCAUUGGGACACACGCGGAGGGGCUCCUGCCCGGCUCCCUGGCCGCUCAGUGCCCCUGCCCCAGAGCGGGGGUGGGGGCCCCAAAGCAGCCUUGUCUGAGUCCCCUGCCACUAGAGAGAGUAUUGGCCCAACACUUGUAGAAAACGGGGACCUUGCUGGCAGUUCAGUGGAGGGACACAAAUAAAUCUUUGCCGACUUUCUGCUGAAGCUCACGAGGGUUCACUCCUAAGCCUCUUACAAGGUCAGCUGCCGAGGCUGCGAGAGAUGAGUCGGGGCUCGCCCUCCACCACGGGGAGAUCGCUGGUUAAAGCGCUCACGAGGGAGUGAACCGCGUGUCCGCACCGACACGCACGGGCAGACCUCGUCGAUGCCUUCUGUUCGGGGUAUGAAGCCCUCUCCUGCCUCUUCCAGCCUCUCUAGAAAGCAUGUGCAGAGCCUCCCACCCCACCCUCGGACUCCGCGGGCCACAGCUGGAGGGACCAGCCAAGGAACCGUGGCAGGAAGAGGCCAGAGGUCAGCGGGCCUCGGCCAGAGCCUGUCAGUCGGUCCCCAUUCACACACCACCAGACGAUCCUCUUGACCUGGGCAGUAGCCGCCAACCGACCGCUGAGCCACGCAACGCGGUGAAGCCCUGACGCUCGCUGCCGCGUCGAUACACCCUGAGAACACGAUGCUCAGCGAGAGAAGUCAUACACAGAAGGACACACAGGGCGUGACCCCACUGAGGAGAAACGUCCAGAGCAGGCAACUCUUGAGUGCAUGUAUUUAACAUGCAGGGAACCAGCCCUGACUCCUUGAUCUGGGUCUUCCAGCCUCUAGAGCCUCGAGGACAUCCAUUUCCGUUAUUUACGCGCCCAGUGCCUGGGGUCUGAUGAUGGAAGCUGACACCGAGGGCAUCACCACGUGCGGGGUGAUGUCAGUGGAAGAAUCCCAUGGCGAGGGCCUGCCUGAGGACCACGCACGCCCGGGCCCGCCCCGCCCCCUGCCUGCAGCCCUGCGCCUGGGAGCGGAGCUGGUGCAUCGCGUGCCCGACGUCGUGGAAGUUGGUCUCCCGCUCAUCAUGCUGCAGCAGGGAGGGCAGGUUGGGCGUAGGCUUGGUGAAGUUGGCCACCGUGGCCGCGAUGGCAAUCUGGCAGCUCCCAUCGUGCUGUAGGCAGCCCGGCUGCAGGCCGAAGCAGGCCGCGUGCCCGGACUUCCCCACCCUGCGGAGGGACGUGGAUGGGGCCCCGCUUCCACAGAGGAGCCCCGGCCCACGGCCGACAGGUUCCCCCACGCACGUACCGAGGAUAGAGAUCAGGUAGAACUUGCCGAUGGAUGACCUUGCCCGAGGCCGCGUCCCAGACCGUUUAGAGCCUCACGUCUUCGUGACACAUGCUGGUGCCCUCCUCCAGGUCGAAGGUCAGCCCCAGCAGCUCCUGGGAGAUGCCCAGCAGCCCGCGUGUGAGCGCCUGCAUGGGGAAAGCCUCAUUGAGCAGGUCCUUUUGGAACCAGAAACGGCAUGAACGUGAUGGGCUCUAAGGCCAAGGGCAGGAAGAAAUGCGGCCAGUCUUUCCAGGAGCCACCAAGGGGCCUCCCCGGGCUCAACAAGACAAACACGGCUGCCGUGCAGACAGUGGCUCAACCCCACGGCGCCCGAACACCCAGCCCCUGGACGGUGAGACAGCUGUUGCUGCAGGUGGCCCGUGGCUCACUGAUGAGGCCCGGCCCCAGGCGUACGCCACCUUCUCUGGGGCCACCUCUCCGGUCUGCAGUGGGGUUCUCCUGGGAGCCCCCAGUCACCACAGGACCAGCGUGGCCUGUCUGUAGCCCAAGAAGGUGGGGACACAAGACUGUCCCCCGUGCCCCCCGCAUCACCCGCGAGGCCGAGCGAGCACCAGUGGUGUCUGCGGGGAAGAUGAAGGGCUCACGCACAGCCCCCAUCUACAGAAGCACAGACUGCAGCCACCUGCGCUAUGGAACAAACACAAGUGUCCACGCAGGACCCGAUGUCUGACUGUCAAGGCCAUGCCCGGGCCACAGUGAGAAGGUGUAUCCCCCAUGCAAGCCACAGAGAGGGGAUGGGGGGGCCAUCUGCGAUUCUGAGCUCAUCGGGCAUCACCCCAGAGGGAGAGGGAGAGGGAGAGAGGUAGACAGAAGUACAGAGGGAGAGAAAGAGAGAGGGAGGGAGAGACGUCUCUCCCUUCCCUGGGGGUUCUCUAGUGCAGCCAAGGCUGAAAACCACUGCAUUUUGGGAGAUGGGUCCUCGUGGAAGAGUUAAAUAGCUCAUGGCAUUAUCGACACAUACUAAAAAGGCCCCAAAUCUUGGGGAGUCAGGGAGGGGAGUGUCGGCUGCCUCGUAAACGGGGAGAGAUUGGGCAUCAGGGGAGGUGCCUGUGCAGCCUGCGCCCAGGGCCCCGCAGACUUCAUCUCCCAGCGGUGGUCCUGGGCUGGAAGUCAGCGGGGAGGUCAGGCUGUCCAAGCAUCAACGUUGACUUCAGGGCUGAUCUAAAAGGCGCCUGGUGUUUGUUGAAGCAGAGAAAAGAGAAAGCAGUAGGGAAAGGAUGGGAGUGGGAGGGGGAGGGAGCCCCCCUCCUCAGCACUUCUACCGCUCUCCCUCUCUCUCUCCCUUUCUCCCUCUCUCCCUCUACCUCGCUGCCUCUCCCUCUCCCUCCAUGUCUCCCCCUGCCUCUCUCCCUCCCUCUCUCCCUGUCCCUCUCUCUCUCUCCCUCUUUCCCUCCCCCUCUCCCUCUCCCCCUUUCCCUCUCCCUCUCCCCUUCUCCCUCUCUCCCUUCCUCUAUUCCUGUCCCUGCUUCCCUGUUCCGCACGCUCUGGCUCUACCUCUUUCCCUCUCCCUCUCCCUCCACCUCCUUCCCUCUCUGGAGAGGGAAGGAGGUGGAGGGAGAGGGAGAGAGAGAUGGAGAGGGAGGGGGGAGAGGGAGAGAGAGAUGGA
Molecule: messenger RNA, 6050 nt
Organism: Globicephala melas (long-finned pilot whale)
Lineage: Eukaryota; Metazoa; Chordata; Mammalia; Artiodactyla; Delphinidae
Source: RefSeq, a predicted model, not a curated record